GGACCCACUGACCCCUCAUAUUAAAGAGGAAGAGGAGGAACACAGCAUCAGUCAGCAGGGAGAGCAUCUUGAAGAACUGGAGGAGGUUGAUGUCACCAAGAUGCCAGUGACUGGUGUCCCUGUGAAGAGUGAAGGUGAUGAGGUUAAAGGUGAAAGUGAGGAGAAGAGAGAGGCGGAGCCUCCAAGCAGCAGCUCAACUCAACACAUGACAACAGAAGCUGAUGGAGACCACUGUGGAGGAUCACAAGCAGACAAGCUCUUAGCUCCACUAUCAGAUAGUGAGGACACAACGUCACACUCUCCUGACACUGAUGAUGAACACUCUAAAGAUGAUAAGACAUGUCACACUGACAACACACACUUCACAUGUUCUCACUGUGACAAAACCUUUAAAUACCAUUGUCAUCUGAUAGAACACAUGAGAAUACACACUGGAGAAAAACCUUUUUCGUGUUCAAUCUGCGGUAAAGCUUUUACGCAAAGGCCCAAUUUCCAAGCACACAUGAGAAUACACACUGGAGAAAAAAAAUUUUCCUGCUCAGAAUGUGGUAAAAGUUUUGUAAGCAAUGGAAAUUUGAAAUCACACAAGAGAACACACACUGGAGAAAAACCUUUUUCCUGCUCAGAAUGUGGUAAAAGUUUUGCAGUAAGUCAAAGUUUAAAAGAUCACAUGAGAACACACACUGGAGAAAAACCUUUUUCGUGUUCAAUCUGCGGUAAAGCUUUUACGCAAAGGCCCAAUUUCAAAGCACACAUGAGAAUACACACUGGAGAAAAAACUUUUUCCUGCUCAGAAUGUGGUAAAAGUUUUCUAAUAAAUCAAAGUUUAAAACAACACAUGAGAAUACACACUGGAGAAAACCCCUUUUCCUGCUCAGAAUGUGGCAAAAGUUUUGUAAAAAAACAAAAUUUAAAAGUACACAUGAGAAUACACACUGGAGAAAAAACUUUUUCCUGCUCAGAAUGUGGUAAAAGUUUUGCAAAAAAUCAAAAUUUACAAGUACACAUGAGAAUACACACUGGAGAAAACCCUUUUACCUGCUCAGAAUGUGGUAAAAGUUUUCUAAUAAAUCAAAGUUUAAAAGUGCACAUGAGAACACACACUGGUGAAAAACCUUUUUCAUGUUCAAUCUGCGGUAAAGAUUUUACUCGAAGGGACAAUUUCAAAGCACACAUGAGAAGGCACUCUGGUGAAAAAACAUACUCCUGUUCAAGCUGCAACCAAAGUUUCCGUUACCUAUACACUCUUAGAGUACACAUGAGAACACACACAGGAGAGAAAGUGUUGAGUUGCAGUGUGUGUGGUGAAAGAUUCUCUUCUGAGUACCAGUGUAAGAAACACAAGUGUGCUGGUGAGAACAGCAGCAGCAAAUGAAGAUGCAGGAUUUGAAAUGAACUGUCAAAACUUUAACUUUCUAACAACAUCAGCACAUAUAACAUGUGUGACAUCAUUGUUGUGUGUGUAACACAAUCUUGUUAAUAUGAUUCUAACAUUUAUAGAUUAGACACUUCAGAUUAGUGCUUUUAUUUCAGUCAAGUACAUGAGUUAAUAUACACAUUUGUGUACUUUAAAAUGAACAGAACAAUUUGACUGAAAAGGUGAGAAUAAACAGUACAUAAAAUAUGUUACAUACAAUAAACCUUUUUUUGUGUAGAUAUUCAUAAUUCACUUUUAUACUUAUUCAUUAUAGUGUUUUUGUAUAAGUUUUUCGAAAUAAUGAAGUGUUACAUACAGUAUUUUAUUUUCUAUUUGUGGAUAAUUCUAAAGAUGAACUCCUUUAUAUGAUGUACAUAUUUGUUUUACAUGUGCUCAUACCUUUGCUUUUGAGUACACAUAAAUCCCUCUUAGUUCAUAUUUACUGGUUCACAUCUUAAACAUCUUCUGGACCACUUCUGGAAGCAUAUUAUUAUUUACUUUAUACAUAAUUUGAACAGUUGUCUUUUAUACAAGAUCAUUUACUUUUAAAAUGUGUGACUUUAUGAAUCAUUUGUUGGGUCUCUAUAAUCCAUUCUAUUAAUUGUCUUUAUUACUCUCUUGUGUAAUAUGAAUAUUGUUGUGUGAUUGUUUUAUAUGUAUGUCCCCAGACCUUUAUGCAAUAAACAAUGUAUGCUUCAACUAAAGUUGGGUACAAUAAAUGUAGUUAAUAUU
Messenger RNA from Entelurus aequoreus (snake pipefish), 2149 nucleotides. Its product is annotated as gastrula zinc finger protein XlCGF52.1-like. Gene Ontology annotation, biological process: regulation of transcription by RNA polymerase II. Bases 101 to 1375 code for a protein of 424 amino acids. Gene Ontology annotation, molecular function: RNA polymerase II cis-regulatory region sequence-specific DNA binding; DNA-binding transcription factor activity, RNA polymerase II-specific. Gene Ontology annotation, cellular component: nucleus. The transcript has a single exon. NCBI's taxonomy places the organism in Eukaryota, Metazoa, Chordata, Actinopteri, Syngnathiformes, Syngnathidae. The record is from RefSeq and is a predicted model, not a curated record.